Molecule: messenger RNA, 3075 nt
Organism: Cornus florida
Lineage: Eukaryota; Viridiplantae; Streptophyta; Magnoliopsida; Cornales; Cornaceae
Exons: 16
Coding region: 230-2479 (749 amino acids)
Biological process (GO): RNA polymerase III preinitiation complex assembly
Cellular component (GO): transcription factor TFIIIB complex
Molecular function (GO): TFIIIC-class transcription factor complex binding
Source: RefSeq, a predicted model, not a curated record
ACCAAUCUUAUUUAGGCUUGCCCAUCUGAAGAGAGCAAAAGUCCCUAGCGGCAGCAGCAGACGAAGAGAGCAAAAUUCCCGACGAACGUUCCCCUGUUCCAAUUCCCCAGUCGGCAGUGACAGCUCCUCUCGUCUUUUUCGACCUAACUCAACUCUCUAUCUAUGCCUCUCAUCUGCAACGAACGGCUGUUAUUGGAAACCACUGGCAACUUGGGUUGAGGCAGUCCCGAUGGUGUUUGAUUUGGACCCUUUUGAUGAUAUCCUUCCUGACCAUGCUACGAAGAAUGCUAGGGCUGGUGUCAAAUUCCAACCUAAGGCCAAACCCCGACCAAGAAGUGGUUCAGUGGUGUCAGUUACUUCCACACAAUUAGUUCAGACUAUUGAUGUUGCGGAUAAUGGAUCAACUGAUCUGUAUUCAUCUUUGUCUACCUCAGAGGCUCUCAGGACUAAAGAACCGCUGGAAAACUGUAAAGACUGUUUACUAGGAGUUCAUUCUUCUGAUGACAAUAAAAACUCUGAACCAGUGAACCCCUCAUUAGAGUGUGUUGCGGUUAGAGAGAGUGUGGGCCCCAUAGAUGGUUUGCAAUCACACUUUGUAAUGGCUGAAAGCAAAGGAGAUUGGCAUUAUGGCUUUGGUGCAAAAUCAAUAGGAGAGAAUGCAGACGUAUUAUCUGGGUUGGAAUCUCUUAAUGAAUUUCUUUCUCAAUCUACCACUGGAACAGACAUGGAUGCUGAACUAAAGAACAACUUCUCAACGCCAUGUACUGUAAAUGCCGAAGCAGAGGGCUCUGUGCUGCCGUCAAACAUGGCAAUUUUUAAUGUUUCUGAUACCAGAAACACAAAAAAGGGACUCGGUAUUCCCGCUGUUUCUCCCUUUGAUGUCUCAACCUCUAGGCCAUCUAAUGCCGUGCUAGCGCAUACAUGUUCUGAACUUUCCAUGGGCCUAGAUCCUUUAUCAUGUGAAGAGGCUGUUGUUUCUAAUAGUGGUGGAGAUUUUUAUUUAGAUGAUCAAAGGUUGGAAACAGAGGAAUUGGAGGUGUUUCCUUGCCUGGAUAAUCUAGAUAUUAUGUCCGAGUUAACCACUAGCUCUGGAUGGUGGACUGGCAAGUUUCAAUCUAGGCCCAAGGUACACAUUGAGAAGGAGAAAUCUAGAGCUAGAAUCUCUGAUCAAGAUGCAGUUGAGUGUGUUUCAUGUCCCCAGGAUACUCAGUCGGUUCGUUCUGAAGUUGAAUGCAUUGAUCCUACAUCUGAACUCAUGGUGAAUGAAGAACCGACAAAUCUUAUGGGGACUUCUCAAUCUGAAAUGCCUGAUGAAGUUGUUAUUCAGAGGGCUAACCAUAGAAAAAGAAAAACUAAUACGAUAUCAGAUCCUUUAGUGGAACACCAAAAUGAUUCCUCAUCUGUUCAAGAGAAUGUGGUCCGCAGAUCAGCGAGGCAGUUGAGAAAGAGGAUCAAUGUGUGUGAACUUGUUGAUGAGUCUGAGGAUGAGGGUCAUGAUGAUGCGGACUUCCCUGCAGAGGGUACUAAUGUUUCUGUUAUAGAUGAAGAUCAUGAAAAUGACACUGAAUAUCAUGUGGAAAAUGAGUCCCGAAAUAAAAGAGUGCCAAGGAAGUCCAAGAAACCUGUUGCUGAGAAAAAUAAGCCUGCUCGAAAGCAUAACAAGGCCAAUGAGGUAACAGUUCAAUCUACAAAAAAGCCUCCUAAAAAGUUCUCUCACUCUACUCGGCAAAAUAAAAGACGAGUGGACAAGGUUUUGCUUGAAACUCCAGAGGAUGAAAUUGACCUCCAGAAGUUGCGUAUUAGGGAUCUUAUUCUGCUUGCAGAGCACCGGGAGCGAAUGAAUAAGGAGGUGACAACAUCAGAAACACCAUUAACUGAUCACAGUGCUAGUAAUUCUUUUGGCCACUAUAAUGAAGACAAUACCUUUGCUUCAGAAAAGAUAUCUGAUGUUGAACCAACAAUACCUUCAGUGCUGGAGAACUCUACCUAUUAUAAUUAUCAGUCUUUUAUGGACAAAACACCCGUUGCAAGGUGGUCGAAACAAGAAACGGAAUUGUUCUAUGAGGCUGUGCAGCAGUUUGGUACAGAUUUAUCAAUGAUACAGCAACUUUUCCCUGAUCGGACACGUAGGCAAGUUAAGUUGAAAUACAAGAAAGAAGAGCGUCAGCACCCCUUGAGGCUUUGUGAAGCUCUAACUAAUCGCGCCAAAGACCAUUCCCAUUUUGAUCUAGUAAUUGAGCGCCUACAGCAAGUUGCAGCCCAGGAAAGACAGAACAGUGGAGAUGACUCAUAUGGCUUAACAGAAGAGCAGGAGGUGGAGUUGACUCCCGAAACUAAUGAGGAGAUGGCAAAAUCUGAGCAGGUUCAGGAAAAAGUUGAGGAUAUGGAACCCAAUUUAUCGGAGGUCCAGAGUCCUGUGAAGUCUUGUGACAGUGAAGAUGACUUGUAUAGAUGGAGUGAAUAUAAAAGUGAAUUCUAAUGAUGGAAUGCGUGAUACUUCUGUUACUGUGACAUAGUUCAUUAGUCAUAUUUAUUUAUGCUUCAGCAAUUAAUGUAUAAUACGGAGUAUAAUCUUUUGCUAUGUUGAGAAUUUCAGAGCUUUUGUUCCCAACUGAUACGAGUCUCUCUUAUUCUCUUUCGGCAGAUACGAUGUGGAAGUGGAAAUAUACUUUUUGUUUGGACACUCGGAUGAACUCCGGAUAUGUGCAAGCAAUUGCAAAUCAAAUAUAUCAUUUAAGUUAGGGUGUUUUUGCACCUAAUGAAAAUCAAACAUAGGACGUUUGUAAAGAGUUACGGUUUGUAGUAGGAGACUCCUUAUUUGUUAAUCUACUGAGCCAUUUCUAGACAUUAUUCUGCUGAUAUGUCAUGAAGCAUUUUUUAUAACUGGGAAGGAGGGGGAAGGGGAGGAUGGGGCGAGUUCGAACUUGGGCUCCCACACAAUUUAGCGAGUGCCUCUACCAACUGGGUUACUCAGCUCACCCCAUUUGACAUGAAGCUUGGAUUUUUUUUUUUUUUUUACGAUGAUGUGCCAGACUAGAAUCUAUGAGGUAUUUAUCAUUUCUCGUUACAUUUUAC